Messenger RNA from Mucor velutinosus, 423 nucleotides. RefSeq names its product F-box domain-containing protein. The record is from RefSeq and is a predicted model, not a curated record. Gene Ontology annotation, biological process: mitochondrial DNA replication; positive regulation of helicase activity. Bases 1 to 423 code for a protein of 140 amino acids. Gene Ontology annotation, molecular function: single-stranded DNA binding. Gene Ontology annotation, cellular component: mitochondrial nucleoid. Lineage: Eukaryota; Fungi; Mucoromycota; Mucoromycetes; Mucorales; Mucoraceae. The transcript has 6 exons.
AUGUCAGUACUCUUCCGUUCUGCCACUCAAUCGCUUAAACAUGUCAGAUCAUUCUCCGUAUCUGCUGCUCGUUCAGAUUUAAAUAAGAUCCAACUCAUUGGACGUAUUGGUGCUGAUCCUACAAGAACUGAAGUCGGAGACCGUCAUGUCACCAAGUACACAGUUGCAACCUCUGAAACAAGACCUGAUAAAGAAGGCAAUUUGAUCAAACGUACUCAAUGGCAUCGUAUUGUCUAUUGGCAAGCAGGUGAUUGGUUCAACAAGGUCAAGAAGGGUGAUCAAGUCUAUGUAGAGGGCACUCUUCGUUACAACGAUUAUAUUGAUAAGGACAAUAUCCCCAGAACCAAGGCAGAGAUCAAUCAAACCUCUUUCAAGUUGUUAAAUGCUUCACGCAGCCAAGCACAAGAUGAGGACGACGAAUAA